This is a messenger RNA of Lytechinus pictus (painted urchin), 3360 nucleotides long. RefSeq lists its product as uncharacterized. Bases 109 to 1524 code for a protein of 471 amino acids. The transcript is spliced from 2 exons. The record is from RefSeq and is a predicted model, not a curated record. NCBI's taxonomy places the organism in Eukaryota, Metazoa, Echinodermata, Echinoidea, Temnopleuroida, Toxopneustidae.
GGAUGACAUCAUGACAUCGUAGUGACCGGACGCGUUUUAGGCGUGCUCCCGAUAUUUUUUUCAUUCCUGUGAGAAAUCCACCCAUGUUUAAAAACCACCUAUGAAGCCAUGUCAGAUGAGCCCAAGGAAUAUAACCUAAGGAAACAUACAUCAACAUCUAAAUUCAACAAAUUCAACAAAUCUGUGAAAAAUCCACCAAAAAUGUCAACGAGUUCUGCCAAAUCUUCGGCCCCAGCGACCAGAUCAAAUCGUCAGAUAUCGGCACCGGGAUCGGGUCUCUCAGGGCGCCUCCAACCCGGCGCUGAUUCUCCAGGUGUGCCCGUUGAUAGCCCCCUGUUAGUUCCGCCGUUUCCGAGCCCGGACCCACAUUCACUGCAGGUGGACAGUGAUAUCAGCGAGAUGAAGGCGAUGGUUUCUAAACUGUCACAACAAGUCAACACCAAGCUGGAUCUUGUCAUAGAGGAAAUGAAUGCCAUUAAGCGGGACAUUGCUGAAACAAAAAGGUAUGUCACAGAAGUGGAAACUGCAGUCAAUUUCAAUUCGGAAAAAAUACUGAACAUGGAGAAAGAAAUUUUGCCUAAAAUGAAUGAAUCAAUUGAUGACAAGAAUAACGAACUAGAAGAAAAGAUAUUGUCGCUUGAACUUCAUCAAAGGAAACAGAAUCUACUAAUCUAUGGAGUCCCGGAUGUCAAAAACGAAAACAUUUAUUCCACUGUGUGUGAUAUUUUCUGUCAUUUUUGGGGCAUUAAUCGUGAGAAGGCCAGUAUGAUCCCGAUAAUUAACGCCCACCGGUUACCGGCACCUGCACAACGCGGUAACCAGCCGGCCAGCCCCUGCCCCAUCAUCGUACGAUUUUCUCGCAUGGCUGACAGAGACCGCUUGCUGCAAGCUUUCGAGCAACCUCGGCGUCUUUCAGGAAAUCAGCACCCUGCCUUACCUGGCCAGUCAGCCCAGCCCGCCCAUCCCGGCCAGUUGGUCCAACCCGCCCGGCCAGGUGAGGCCUCCCAGCCCGGUCAGUCAGCCCAUCCCGGACAAGCCGCCCAGCCCGGACAGCCCGAAGGACCCGCCCAGCCCGGAAUGCCCACCCGACCCGGACAGCCCGCCGUACCCGCCCAGCCUGCCGUACCCGCCCAGCCCGCCGUACCCGCCCAUCCCGUACUGCCCGCCGUACCCGCCCAGCCUGGACAGCCCGCCGUACCCGCCCAGCCCAGACAGCCUGGACAGCACGGCCAAUUCGGACAGCCCGCCCAGCCCGGACAGCCCGCCCAACAGAGCUACGUCGAGGUGACAUCGGAAUCUUUGCCCAGCGCCAAUCAACGCUUCAAUCGGGUGACUAUUCGUACUGAUUUACCUGCUAAAAUGAAAAAAGAAAGAGGCCGAUUAGCUUCAUUGGCAUACAAACUCCGCCAUGAAAAGAAACAAGCCACGAGAAUAAGACAGAUUGGAACCAAGAUAUUCUUACAAACUAGGCAAGGCACGGCAAACAGCAGUGUUCAGCCAAAUUGGAUUAACUGGACUGAAUAAGUACAAGCAAGUCAAUCGUUAUUAGAAACUCUCCUGAUGUUUAUUUGGACUAUAAUAUAGGUCUCAUUCAUAACUCAUCAGAAUCAUACAACAGUAAAAUUUAAUAACAAGUAUUAUAUCUGGCAUUUUACAGUUUUCUGCAAAUUUACAUUUGAACUCUUAAUUGAUCCCGAAAGUUUUGUUUAUAUUAUUGAUCUAUUCUAUAUAACGUUGGACUUGUGUAUACGCUCACAUCUUAUCUUUAAAAGCCAAGUGUUUUUUUUUUUCGCAAGUUUUAUAUCCAAUUGCGAAGUUUCAACUGUUCCUUCAUAAUAUCGAACGCUUUUGUGCUUUUAAUGUUUUACAAAAAAAUAUUAACAACACCAUACUUUACCAAAAUGCAAUCUAUUGCUAUUUGUGCAUGCCAUGAUAUUCAUACACUCACAGUGUCUGUGGUUAACUUCAAUUUGACCACAAGUUACUGAUCAAAGCUUGGUAUCUUCUACAUAGGUUACUUUCUCUGGAGUGUGACAAAUUAUGAUAUAUUUUCUAUGAACAGCUAGAUACGAUAAUUACUUGUAAAAACAAAACUUUGAAUUGUGCUCAUGACUUUUGUCUGUAUGGCAACACAUUGGUUUGGUAAGCCUUGAACAUAAAUUUUGGCGUUAAUAGACUUCACGACAUUAUUCUUUCCAUCUUAUAGAGUGCAGAUAUAUGAUUUUCCCCCCUUUUACGUAAAAUUCAUCUUAUUUUUAGUAUUAAUUCAUCGUUUCUAUUUUGAUUAUUUGGUAUAGCAUGAUUCUUUUAUCUUAUGGGCUAUUUUAUACUAUAUUGAUCAUUAUAAAGUCUCGCUCACCAAAGUUAUUCAAAUUCCUUUUUUAAUAUUUCAAUAUCUCUUGGUGUUUUUUUGUCACCUAUCUGCUUCAUGCUUUGUUAGAUAAAUACAUCAAUGAAGGAAAUUCCAAUGCUUUGAGUCCUGAAUGGCCCAUAUUUUGCACUAAACCUGGCAAGAAAUUUUGGCUGCGGGUGACAAUUUCUGAUCUCCUGCGAGGUUGAUGCUAUAUAAUUAUAACUACUAUAGCAUCUCUAACAUGGCUACACUCUAAAAAUUCUAAUGUUGAAUCAGCAUUUGGAAAGUUGGGGAGUAGCGGCCUUUUCCAAAGGUUACAUGCAACCUUGUAUAAAGCUGAAUCGAACAUUCUAAAUGUUGGGUAGAACCAUUUUAAAUGGUAAAUGCAACAUUUGGAAAAUGUUGUCGCUCCUCCGUCCUUUCAGAAGUUGAGUUUGCAUAUCUGUUUUUUAGAGUGUAAAUUCCACUUUUCACUGUACUUGCACAUUGAUAUCUUGUACGUAGGUGUAUUUGCUUCUGAGUGCGACAAAUUAUGAUAUAUCUUUAUGAACAGCUGGAUAUGUAUAACUACUUGUAAAACAAAAGUCCAAUUGUGCUCAUGACUUUUAUCUAUAUGGCAACACAUUGGUUUGGUAAGCCUUGAACAUAAAUUUUGGCUUUAAUAGACAUUAUUCUUUCCACUUCAAUAUAGUGGAAACACCUGAACCUCGUCGUAAAUCUUAAAUGUACAUGAUAAAUGAUUUUUCUUUCUUUUCUCCCCUUUUACAUAAAAUUCAACUUAUGUUUAGUAAAAAUUCAUUGUUUCUAUAUUGAUUAUUUGGUAUAGCAUGGUUCAUUCAUCUUCUGGGCUAUUUUAUAAUAUUUUUGAUCAUUAUAAAGUCUCGCUCACCAAAGUUAAUUCAAUUUCUUUUUUUAAUAAGUAAUCUCUUUGUGAUUUUGGUCACCUAUCUGUUUCAUGCCUUGUUAGAUAAAUACAACAAUAAAGGAAAUUCCAUUGCUGUGAGUCC